Messenger RNA from Stereum hirsutum FP-91666 SS1, 562 nucleotides. RefSeq lists its product as uncharacterized. Lineage: Eukaryota; Fungi; Basidiomycota; Agaricomycetes; Russulales; Stereaceae. The transcript is spliced from 2 exons. The record is from RefSeq and is a predicted model, not a curated record. Bases 132 to 368 code for a protein of 78 amino acids.
AGAUCCUCUAAUGCGACCAAUGACGCCGUGCCUCUGCAGCACUCCCUUCAAUUGAAGCUCAUAAAAGCCACCCACUAGGGCAGCGUUUCGGUGCACGGCAGAGGCUUCGUAGUAUUUAUGUUGAGGGCCAUAUGUGGAGCAAGCCCAUGGUCCACACGCCUGAGGCUCAGCAUGGCAUCGCGGGUUCCCUACCUGUCAACGGAUUUCGGUGCCUCGGUCUAAAAGAAGAGGGAAGGUGCGAUGCAACUAAACCAUUGUAUAUGGCCGUCUGCGAUAGCACCCGGAACUGUCGCACCUUCGAUCCCGAAAGAAUGAUACCACUGCGAAGUGUGGCCCCAAGAAGCGAGGGUGGCUAUCGAUCCGUAUAGAACCUGCCGGGUACGUUGAAAGGACUUCAGCUUCACGGUGGGUGCCAUAGGAAAACUACCAUGUCGAGUGUACCGGGACACUGCAAACCUUUUCAAGGCCUUCUCCAUAGUUCGUGGAUCCAGUGCUUGGAUCAGUGCUUUCUCAGGUCGCCCAGACACCACGAGGCAACCGGAAGAAACGACGAGCACCAAUC